Molecule: messenger RNA, 966 nt
Organism: Rotaria sp. Silwood2
Lineage: Eukaryota; Metazoa; Rotifera; Eurotatoria; Philodinida; Philodinidae
Source: the annotation of a GenBank genome assembly
AUGCGACAAUUAAAUAAAUUUACAUUUAACAUUUGCCCAACUGUUAGUAUUCAUAAUCAAAUUAAUUUACUGUCGAAUGAAGAUAUUAAAUAUACAUUCAAUGACUUUCAAAAAAAUAAACAGAUUAUUUCUUGUGUUGAUAAUUUUUCUGAGAUUGAACGAGAUGAAUGUCAUAUUUAUUUUUGUCCAUAUGAAUCGAAAGAGUAUCACAAAAUAACAAAUAAUUUUCCAGGUGGAAUAUUUAUACAUGUUCAUGAAAUAGCGUUAUUUGAUGAACAACCUUUUGAACAUAAAUCUUUUUUUCAAAUCUCUCAAUCAUUUCGAUUUAUGAAAAAAUUAACUUUAAUUAAUGAUAAACGAUCUAGAAAAUUACAUGAUAACAAUGAACAUUUAUCAAUCAUUAAGUAUCCACAUCUAUCUCAACUUGAUCUUAGUGAAGCUCAGGAUGACUAUAUCGAACAAUUUCUUGUUGAUACGAAAACCUGUUUACCAAAUAGUUUCUAUCUUUGCUGUCGAUUAUCAAGUACUGAAAAGAGUGACACAACACUUUGCAAGAAAUACAAUAUGAAUAAAUUGUUUAAAAGUGCGUUUGUUAUGUUUAAUUGUAUAUUUCAAGGAUUGUCUUUAUUUGAUAGACGUUUUAAUCAACUUCGGGUACUUCAUGUUAACAGUUCUUGGAUUCGUUAUUCUUCACGUCUAACAAUCAAUAAUACGGAAAAUUUACCUAAUUUAAAAUGCUUUUCAUUAUAUUGUGAUACAGAUACAGUUGUUUAUGAUGAAUUAAUUGUUCCACUUUUACAUCGAAUGUUAGAUUUAGAAAAACUUCAUUUAUAUCUAAUAAUUGGUUACAAGAACACAUUUAUUGAUGGCAAUAAUUUGAAAAGAAAUAUUAUCAAUCAUAUGCCACCAUUAAAUAUAUUUACAUUUAACAUUCGCACAACUGUUCAUCUUCAUAAUCUAAAUUAA